Naegleria gruberi is the source of this 3108-nucleotide messenger RNA. RefSeq names its product ubiquitin specific hydrolase. Gene Ontology annotation, molecular function: cysteine-type deubiquitinase activity. The transcript has 2 exons. Gene Ontology annotation, biological process: protein deubiquitination. NCBI's taxonomy places the organism in Eukaryota, Heterolobosea, Eutetramitea, Acrasida, Naegleriidae. Bases 177 to 3077 code for a protein of 966 amino acids. The record is from RefSeq and is a predicted model, not a curated record.
AGACAACGAAGUUUUUAGCCAAAAUUAAUUUAUUGACGUUGUUUUUUUCCAACAUCAUCUUCAUCAACAGGCUAGUUUUAAAGUCUCACCUGGAUAAUCUAGUACAUAACAAGAUCUUUAGUACAAUUUAUACUUUCUCCCACCACUACUACUAACACAGAAAAGAUACGGAAAAGAUGGCUCAAGCUGAUCAAGUCUCUGCACCACCUGCAGCCAGUGAUGACAAUAGAAUGGAAGAUGAAACAAACAAUAUAUCAGGAGCUCCUGUUGCUGCUGCCUCUACAACAAUGGACUCUGAACUUACAUCAUCUAGUGAUGCCACUACACUUGAUGAAAAAGUUAAUCAUAUCAAGGAAUUACUACUUAAACACCCUGGAGUACCUUCACAAGAAGGAGAAACAUGGUAUGUCAUUGAUGCUAAAUGGGUAGCAGCGUUUUUCGAUGAAGCAGCAAAAAUCUCUCCAGGUACUAUUGACAACACUCACCUUGUCGAUGAAACAUCGGAUGGUAUCUAUAGAGUUAAAGACGAAGUACAAGAACAACAAGAUUAUGAAAUUAUACCUGAACAUAUUUGGAAUCUUUUUCACUCAUGGUUUGGAGGUGGUCCUGCUAUUCCUAGAAAAUCUGUUAUACAAAACCCUGAAGCCUACAGAAUUUCAUACACUGUUGAAGUAAGACCUUGUGAAAUUAGUGUUGCUCUACAAACAACAUCAAAUCAACUGGAUUGGGUUGACUUUGAAUUCUCCAAAAAUGCCACCAUCAAGCAAGUCAUGGAUCAAGUUAAAAGAGAGUUUAAUAUUCAAAGCAGAGAAUGUAAAUUAUGGAAAACAAUUUACAAUUCUCCUCACGAGGAAGUUGAUUUAUCAGUUGUUGAGGAUCAAACUUUGGAAAAUGCUCUUGAACGAAAAACUGGUCAAAGAUUUAUUGUUGAAGUUGGUCCAAAUUGGAUUAUUGAACCUCCAGUUGCUGAAUCAUAUAAUGCCAUUAGAUCCAUGACAAAUAACAAGGUUCAAAUUAGUGGAACAACAGCACAACAAAAGAAGAGAUACGAUAGUGCACCUCCAGGAGUAUGUGGUUUGAGUAAUCUCGGUAAUACUUGUUUCAUGAACAGUGGUCUUCAAUGUUUGACUCACUCACCUGUUCUCUAUAGAUACUUUUUGGAAAAUGACUAUUCAAAAGAAAUCAACGAAACUAAUCCAUUAGGUAUGGGUGGUGCUGUAGCUCUUGCAUUUGGUGCUUUAAUGAAAGAAAUGUGGUCAGGAGAAAAUUCAUAUUUCUCUCCAAAUGAUUUUAAACGUGUCAUUGGUAAAUAUGCCCCUCAAUUUGCAGGCUACCAACAACAAGAUUCUCAAGAAUUGAUUUCAUUCAUUUUGGAUGGUUUACAUGAAGAUUUGAAUAGAAUUCAAAAGAAACCAGCCACAAAUCCAGUUGAAGCUAAGGGUAGAGAGGAUUCUGUUGUUGCUCAAGAAUCUUGGGAUGUUCACAAAUUACGUAAUGAUUCUAUUAUUGUUGACAAAUUCCAAGGUCAAUUGAAGUCAACACUUCAUUGUCCAAAAUGUGAUAAUUUUUCUAUUAUUUUUGAUCCUUUCAUGUAUUUGUCAUUACCAAUCCCAAUUGAAAAGAACAGAUUGAUUAAUGUUAUGGUAUUUUCCAAUUCUACCUUCCCUAAUGAAGUUGAGUCAACUCUUGAUUCUGAUCUUUCAAAGCUUAGCAACAUGCCAACCAGACUCACAUGUAAAGUUUCCAAGACUGGUUCAGUCUCUCAACUCAGAGAUAAUGUUUUGGAACUUUUGGGCUUGAACACAAACGAAGAUCAUGAUAGAUGCGUAUUGUACGAAAUUUUCAGCAACAAGGUCUACAAGUAUCUUUCUGAUGGUGACUCUAUUUCAGGUAUUCUAGAUGCAGACAUUAUUCACUGUCAAAUUUUGCCAAAGGCAUCCGAAGUAAUCGUUUCCAACUUUGUAACAUCUGGAAAGGCAGUUGAAAAAUUGAAUAAUCUUCCUAAGAAUGUUCACUCAUUGUACAGACAAACCUAUUCCAACACUCAACAACAAUUGCCAUUCUUGCAAGUCAGCUUGUCCUCUCACACUGCAAAUCAAUAUGGUAGAAAGUCCUUCCAAAUUAUUGGUACACCUUUUGUUGUUCCUUUGGGACAAAUUUUCGAGGAAAAGAAGGAAGAUAAAGAAGUCAGUGUUCCAACUCAUGAAGAUCUCUACGAAUAUUGUUUCCAAUACAUGCUUAGAUAUGUUAAGGAUGAAUUUGCUGCAGAAAUCGAACAAACUAUGAAGGAACGUAAUUUAACUUUCAAAGACUUCUUGCCAUCUAAAGAAAAGCUUGAAGCCUUGAAGUCUGGAGAAAAUGUUGAAGAAAAUAUCUCCAUAUUCUAUUUAUUCGACCAAGAAGGAGGCAGACUUGAGGUCAAUGAUCGUAGUUUUGAUGGUGCCUUACUUUGUGAUGAAACUGAAUUCAAGCCUUACGCUCCAAAAUAUAGCAGUGCUAGAACUGAAAAGAAGUCGAUCUUUAUGCACAUUCCAGCCUUCUUCCACGACAAGAUGUUGGAUUAUGAAAAGCUUCCUAGAUUCAAGGAACACCCAUCAACCAAGCAAAAGAUUUCUCAAAGUGAAGCCAUCAAUAUUUAUCAAUGUUUGGAUUUGUAUACAUCAAAGGAAAAGCUUGGAGCAAACGAUACUUGGUACUGUCCAAGCUGCAAGGAACAUGUAGAAGCAACUAAGAAAUUUGAUAUUUGGAAAGCUCCUGAUGUUUUGGUUGUUCAUUUAAAGAGAUUCUCCUUCUCUUCCUAUAGUAGAGACAAGAUUGAUCGUUUUAUUGAUUAUCCAAUCCAAGAUUUAGAUAUUAGUUCCUUUGUUCAUUGUAAAGAUUUGAAUUUGAAGUAUGAUUUGUUUGCUGUCUCUGAUCACUUUGGUGGUUUGGGUGGAGGUCACUAUACUGCAUGUGCUAAGAAUCAUAUUGAUGGAAAGUGGUACAAAUUUGAUGAUUCUCGUUCUUCUGAAGUGCACAAUCCAGAAUCAAUCAAAGCCUCUUCUAACUAUGUUUUGUUCUACAUUAGAAAGGAAUAAUUAUAUUAAACUUUUAAAAUUGAAUAAUGAC